Plectropomus leopardus (leopard coralgrouper) is the source of this 492-nucleotide messenger RNA. Lineage: Eukaryota; Metazoa; Chordata; Actinopteri; Perciformes; Serranidae. The record is from RefSeq and is a predicted model, not a curated record.
ACAACCCACGCCAGAUCAGCCGUGUGCCUGUUUACGUCAGAGUGCUGGACGUCAAUGACAACGCUCCAACAUUUGCCACCAAUUACGAGACGUUUGUGUGUGAGAACGCCAAGGCUAAUCAGAGGAUACAAACCGUGAGCGCCACAGAUCCAGACGAGCCAAUCGGAGGCCACCGAUUCUUCUUCAGUCUUGCACAGGAGGCUGCUGGGAAGGCCAACUUCUCUGUCCGUGAUAACAAAGACAACACGGCCUGGAUCCUAACACGGAGGAACAGCUACAACAGCCUGCAGAAGAGCAUCUACCACGUGCCUGUGGUCAUAUCUGACGGAGAGUUCCCCAUGCAAAGCAGCACCAACACCCUGACCAUCAGGGUGUGCACCUGCGACCGCGAGGGCAACAUGAAGCUGUGCAACGCCGAGGCGCUCACAGCGAGGGCGGGACUCAGCACCGGAGCCCUGGUGGCCAUCUUGCUUUGUGUCAUCAUACUUCUCA